UGUUGUGUAAACGCAGGCCAUCAAAAAAUUUGGCCGCACGCAUUUCCCGAGUUGUAAAUAAUUGUAGAUUUUAAUUGAUAUUUAAGAGAUGCUGAAUAUAUUGCGACAACGCCAUGCGGCUCAACGAUUCCUACACACGACCACAAGUCGACCGGGCUAUAUUGUGCUCGUGCCUGAGAUUGGCGAGGAUAGUCCACUAGGGGAGGGGCUGCUGACGCCAAAUGGCUUGCCGGCAUUCAGUGACAUUACCAUCGAGAUGUGCCUGGGAGCGAUUGGCCAACAGGCAGCGGCCGUGGAGAAAUCCGUGAAAGCUUUGGAGCAGGACAUUCAGAGUGGCAAGAAGUUGAAUAGCUUCGAUAUUUACGGCGAACUGGAUGCAGUGACAGCACCGCUGGAGACCACGUGGGGUGUGGCCAAAGCGCUCUACCUCGGCAACAGCACCUUGAUACCCACCAAGUCAUAUAUGAAUAUACAUGAACGUGCUCGCAAUGCACGUGCCUCCAAGUUCUGCAACAAGACUGUUUACACGGCGCUGCUGGAGCAGGGAGAAGAAGCAUCUGGCUCUGGCGAGGCAGAGCAACGAUUGCGUCAAAAGUUUCUGCUAGAGGGCAAUUUAAAUGGACUGGCUUUAAGCCAGGACGGACAGGAUGGACUAAAGGAAGUGCUCACACAGAUGGGACGUGAGCGUGGCAACUACAAAAACAAGGUCAACAUGGCGGUGCAUGCGUUUGCCCAUGUGGUCAACGAUUUCCAGCUGGUGCGUGACUUUCCACCCACGCUGAUGGAGGCGACGGCGCGUGACCCCAGCCAGCCGUUGGAGGGUCCAUGGAAGGUGACGCUGCAACCGCAGAUUGUCGAGGGAUUCCUCAAAUACUGUCCCGAUCGCCUGCAACGCUGGAACGUGUGGCGAGCGAAUGCGAUAAAGGCAUCACAGCAGCAGGACAAAUCUCUUGAGAACAGCACGCAUCUGGAGAAGAUUCGUGCGUUGCGCAAGCGGCAGGCGAAUCUGCUGGGUUACUCGAACUUUGCCGACAUGUCCAUGCAGACGAAGAUGAUUGGCAGCGUUGACAAUCUAAAGCAGAUCUUUGCCAAGCUGCUCAAGUUCGCAGGUCCAGCGCAGAGUGUGCAGCUUGAGGAGCUGCAGAAAUUCGCCACUGCCAGCGGUGUUAAUCAUAAGCUGGAGGCCUACGACGUCAGCUACUGGCGGCGCAAGCAGCUCAUUGCCGAGCACCAGCUGCUGGAGGAUAAACUGUGCGAGUAUUUCCCACUUCCACGCGUGCUCUCCGGAUUAUUCGCGCUGAGCGAGAAACUCUUCAACAUACGCAUUUUGGAGCAACCCAAGACGGAGGUCUGGCAUCCCGCUGUCAAGUUCUACAAUGUCUACGAUGGCGACAGCAGCAACAGCUCGACGCCAGUGGGUGGCUUCUAUAUGGAUUGCUUCUCCAAGGAGCACAAGUUUGGCAAGAACAACGGCUGGAUGGUGGGCAUUAGGAACAGGAACAAAACGGCAAAUCUGACGCCUCUCUGUGCCCUCAUCUUCAACUUUACAGAGCCAAAGCAGGGCAAGUUUCCGCUCUUGGGCUACGAUGAUUUGCAAAUGGUAUUCAAGACCUUUGGCACGGGUCUGCAGCAUCUGUUGACCCAGGCGGGAUACAGUGACCUGGCCGGCUUAUCCAAUAUUGAAUGGGACGCCUCUCAGGUGUCGGGCUAUGUGAUGAGCAAUUUUCUGGAUGAUCCUGCUGUUCUACAAACCGUAUCCGGGCACUUUAGUAACGAUCAAAUUAUUGACACGCAGCUGGCGCAGAAGACGCGUCUGCUGAAAACUCAGCUGGCUGGUUACAAUCUCUGUCAGGAAUUGUACUUGGCGGAUCUCGAUGUAGAGCUGCAUCGCUCCGACGCCUUCUGGCUGGAUGUGGUUAAGAAAAUGUGGCCAGUUUAUCAGUGCAUGCCACUGGACAAGAAGGAUGCACAUCCCUGCUCCCUAACGGACAUCUUUGCCGGCGACUGGGCGGCCGCACACUUUAGUCAUUUGUAUUCCAAGCUGAUUGCGGCCGACAUCUCGAGCAGCUUUGCGGAGAAACACAAUGACGAGCACUAUGUGGCGGUGGGAAAGCGUUAUAAGCAAACGUUCCUCAGUUAUGGCGGAUCUGUGCCCACUGCCGAGGUAUUCCGACGCUUCCAGGGACGCGAUCCAUCUGUGGAGGCCUUGCUGAAAUCCCUGGACAUAUUCAAACCAUCGCAAACAACAGAAAACAAUUGAAUCAUUUACUGUUCAACCAAUGCCAACCGAUGACCAACAAAUGUGGUUAUCUAUUUGCUGUAUUUUUUUAUAGUUUAGAUAACGUUUGGCAUUAAUACUUUUAACUAAAAGUGA
This is a messenger RNA of Drosophila innubila, 2374 nucleotides long. Its product is annotated as oligopeptidase A. Lineage: Eukaryota; Metazoa; Arthropoda; Insecta; Diptera; Drosophilidae. Gene Ontology annotation, molecular function: metalloendopeptidase activity. Gene Ontology annotation, biological process: peptide metabolic process; proteolysis. The coding region runs from base 89 to 2260 and encodes 723 amino acids. The record is from RefSeq and is a predicted model, not a curated record. The transcript has 2 exons.